AUGCCCCGACGCCUCCUUCCGACUAUGGCGCCUAGUAAGGCACUCCCAGCCAGAAUGAUUAAUCGGCAGUUGUUACCUGUAUACUCGGGAUCAGCAAGUGCAGGUUGCAGGUCUGAGCGGCGAUUUAACCUUUUGACCUAUAAUAUGCUUUCGCCCUAUUAUAUGUGGCCCCAGGUCUAUACGUAUGUUCCCGAGCCGUUCAAGAAGUGGGAAUACCGACACAAGCUGUUGGAGUACGAGUUGUUCCAUAAGUACCAUGCGGAUAUUCUAUGCCUGCAGGAACUGACAGGAAAGGACUAUGAGAAGUUCUGGCGCAAGCAGAUGAAACGACGAAUGAACUUCGAAUCGCAAUAUGCGCAGAAGCCCCCACCAGCUUACUGGAAGCGGUCUCAGGAGGAAAUGGAUGGCGUGGGAACCUUCUACAACGCCGAUAAAUUUGAGCAUGUGGCCACUGAUCUCGAGUAUCUCAGUGACACCUUGGGAGUAUUAACGCCAACUGAAAAGGAAUGGAUGGCGCAGACGCAAGUGGAAGUGACCGACGCCACAGGGCAUGUGGUCGAGAAGCAGAGCCUAAAGACAGUCCUCACUCAGCGCAACCAGGUGUGCUUGUUUGUUACGCUGCUUCACAAGCCAACGGGGUCUCUGUUUGUCGUUGUCAAUACGCAUUUGUACUGGAAGUACGAUGAAGUCAAGCUGGCCCAAUGCUUCAUAAUCAUGCGUCGCCUGAAGGCCAUCGUCAAGCGUCUGCUCACGCGCAAGGACACCUCCUACUCUAACAUAAAAGUGCUACUAAGUGGCGACUUGAACUCCUCCCAGGAUGCUCUUUCAGUCCGUUUUCUGCGGGGACAAGUGGUGAAGGUUGCGGGCCUUGAAUUCCAGAAUCCAAUGCGCUCCUUUUUGAAUGGGAGUCUGUACGACUAUAUCCCUAAGGAUUCUUUCGAUAAUACCUGCUACUCUGGUAAAAUCAAGGGUAUCUUCGACUACGUAUGGUUUCAUGGCCGUGACUUUAGACUGCUUCAAGUUCUUAGCGGAAAAGAGGUAUCAGAGGAAUUAUCAUCAACGGCGCAAACUGGUUUACCCAACGAGCUACAUCCCAGUGAUCAUAUCCCUAUAUACGCUGAGUUUGAAGUACUCUAA
Eremothecium gossypii ATCC 10895 is the source of this 1137-nucleotide messenger RNA. It is a transcript of the gene NGL1, whose product is annotated as RNA exonuclease. NCBI's taxonomy places the organism in Eukaryota, Fungi, Ascomycota, Saccharomycetes, Saccharomycetales, Saccharomycetaceae. Gene Ontology annotation, molecular function: poly(A)-specific ribonuclease activity. The record is from RefSeq and is marked provisional. The coding region runs from base 1 to 1137 and encodes 378 amino acids. The transcript has a single exon.